AUGGAGAAUGCAGACGACACCAUCGUCAUCCCUAAUACCGAGGAAGACGACUCGGAUGCGGUUCCGGCGCUCAAAAGGCGGAAAUUGGACAAAGGGAAAGGCAAGGCGAGAGUUCAGUCCAGCGAUGAAGAUGAUGAUCUUCCGGUGAAAGGCAAGGGGACAGGCAAGAAGGGUAAGGGGAAAGGAAAGGCCGGGAAAGGCAAAGGGAAAGGAAAGAAGAAGCCCCGUGGAUCCGAGGAUGACUCCGAAUCUGAGGACGCGGACGACUUCUUAGCCAGGGAUAUGUACAAGAAAGGCAAGAAGCUGCCGGGACAGUUGGAAAAUUGUGAGGAGUGUAGGAAGCGGUUUACAGUCACGCCAUAUUCCAAGACGGGGUCGGAUGGGGGAUUGCUUUGUGCGCCAUGUGGAAAGUUACUGAAAGGUGAGGAGGCCAAGGCGAAGAAGAAGACGCAAAAGCCGGCUGUCACUGGAAGGCGAAGGAGGAAGGUGGAGAGUGAGAAGUUAGAUGGCAGGAUUGGGGUCGGGGCGAAGAGCCUGGUGCAGCUGUCCAUCGAGAAGAUCGCUCGGUACGCAGAGGACGUUGAGGGCUUUGGGGACAUUUCGGAUCCCUUGCUGCGAAAGUUGAGCCAUAUCUUCACCAAGAAUCGGGUCUUGAAGCCGGAGACACUGGACUUGUUCCUUCGGAACGACAAUAGGAAGAUCGAGAUCCAUGACGCGGCUUACCUCGAAACAGACAAUUACGACCGGGUUUUCAUGGAGUGUCCGCAAAUGGAGGAUAUCACCUUUGGGAAUGCCUGUCAACUGAAAGAUCAAAACCUCCAGUACAUGCUCGAAAAGGCGCGGCACAUCAAGCACCUCAAACUCUACGCCGCAAACCUCAUCACUACGGACAUGUGGAACACCUACCUCACCGAACACGGUCCCAAUCUAGAGACCCUCAAACUCACUUGGCUCAACGCCUCUUUCGAUGACAGCACCAUGGAGGUGCUCGCCAAGCGGUGUAUGCAGCUCACCAGGCUCAAACUCGAGCUCUGCGGUAAGAUCACUGAUGAAGGACUUAAGCAUCUCAAGGACUUGCCUCGGCUCGCACACCUUAGCCUCCAUCUCACCCAGCCCACCGAUCCGGAAAUCAUUGAAUCGAUCAUUGCCGCUCACGGCGCUCGACUCCAGACCCUCUGCCUCGCCCACAUCCCCGAAGCGACCAACUCCCUCCUCAACACCAUCUCCUCCCACUGCACCCGCCUCUCCAAGCUGCGCCUCUCGAGCGCCGAAAACCUAACCGAUGAAGGCAUCGCCACCAUGUUCAACGAAUGGACCGGCAAGAACCCCCCGCUAUCCUUCAUUGACAUGAACUCCACCCGAUCCGUCGACUACGUCAUGCCCGAAGGGCCGGACGAAGAGGCGGUCGGCCUCGCGUCCGCGGGAUUCAUCGCACUUAUGAAACACUCCGGCUCCGCGCUACGGAAGCUGAACGUCUCGUCGUGCCGGCACAUCUCGAUGGCGGCGUUCAGCGAGGUGUUCGGCACCGGCUCGACGUAUCCGAACCUGGAAGACAUCGACCUGAGCUUCUGCGGCGAGGUGGACUCGUAUGUGAUGGCGGGGAUUUUCCGGUCCUGUCCGAACUUGACGCGGGUCAUUGCGUUUGGGUGCUUCAGGAUUGAGGAGGUGGCGGUGCCGAAGAAGGCGGUGCUGAUUGGAAUGCCUAGGGCGCAGGAUGCGAUUGAGCAGUUCGGAGGUGUGGGUAUGGAUAUGAUGGGGGUGGAUGGUGGAAAGGAGGUUACGGUCGAGGCUUAG
Molecule: messenger RNA, 1794 nt
Organism: Eremomyces bilateralis CBS 781.70
Lineage: Eukaryota; Fungi; Ascomycota; Dothideomycetes; Eremomycetales; Eremomycetaceae
Product: RNI-like protein
Exons: 2
Coding region: 1-1794 (597 amino acids)
Biological process (GO): SCF-dependent proteasomal ubiquitin-dependent protein catabolic process
Cellular component (GO): SCF ubiquitin ligase complex
Molecular function (GO): protein binding
Source: RefSeq, a predicted model, not a curated record